AUCCAGCCGAGGCCCAAGCAAGGACAUCCCAUGGGCACCACGAGUUCUCCUGCAGCCCCCCUGUGGUCCUGGGUGGUGAGAAGCCCAGCGCCCACCACUCUCGCCAUCCUCCUGACCUGCCUCUUCCCCGGGGGGCAGAGCCAGACCCCCGGGGCUCUCCAGGAGAGCACAGUCCCCUUGGAGGUGCUGGGGCAGGGGCAACCUCACAGCCUGCUGCAGCCCAGCCUGCUCCAGGACACCCAGCUCUCCAACCACUCCGAGACCCUCCCCGGGAGCUCCAGCUCGGAGCCUCCCCUGCUGCCCCUCUGCGUCAAGCCUGCGGACAUCAGACACAUCUUCAAGUACAUCAACACCAUCGUCUCCUGCACCAUAUUCAUCGUGGGGAUCAUUGGGAACUCCACCCUGCUGAGGAUCAUUUACAAGAACAAGUGCAUGAGGAACGGGCCCAACGUCCUCAUCGCCAGCCUGGCGCUCGGGGACCUCCUCUACAUCCUCAUCGCUCUGCCCAUCAACGUCUACAAGCUCUUGGCCAAGGACUGGCCCUUUGGUGUGCAGGUCUGCAAGCUGGUGCCCUUCAUCCAGAAAGCCUCGGUGGGCAUCACGGUCCUCAGCCUCUGUGCUCUCAGCAUUGACAGGUACCGGGCGGUGGCCUCCUGGAGCCGGAUCCAGGGGAUUGGGAUCCCCCUGUGGAAGGCAGUGGAGGUGAUGCUCAUCUGGCUGGUGGCCGUCGUCCUCGCCGUGCCCGAGGCCAUCGCCUUCGACGUGGUGGAGCUCAGCUACUGGGAACGCCACCUGUGGGUCUGCAUGCUCGCCUCCGAGCAGGGGUCCCGCUUCAUGAUGUUCUACCGUGAUGUCAAGGACUGGUGGCUUUUUGGCUUCUACUUCUGCCUCCCCUUGGUGUGCACGGGCAUCUUCUACACCCUCAUGUCAUGUGAGAUGCUGAGCAAGAGGAACGGCAUGAGAAUCGCCCUGAACGACCACAUGAAACGGCGCCGGGAGGUGGCCAAGACCGGGUUCUGCCUGGUGGUGAUCUUCGCGCUCUGCUGGCUGCCCCUCCACCUCAGCCGCAUCCUCAAGAAGACCAUCUACGACCAGAUGGACCCCAACAGAUGUGAGCUGCUCAGCUUCCUCCUGGUGAUGGAUUACUUUGGGAUCAACAUGGCCUCCCUCAACUCCUGCAUCAACCCCGUGGCUCUCUACUUUGUCA
Molecule: messenger RNA, 1207 nt
Organism: Merops nubicus (carmine bee-eater)
Lineage: Eukaryota; Metazoa; Chordata; Aves; Coraciiformes; Meropidae
Product: endothelin B receptor-like
Exons: 6
Biological process (GO): vasoconstriction; enteric nervous system development; G protein-coupled receptor signaling pathway
Cellular component (GO): membrane
Molecular function (GO): endothelin receptor activity
Source: RefSeq, a predicted model, not a curated record